AUGACCUCGUUUACUUCACCCCAGGCGAUCUCGCCUCUGAACGCAUCAAAGUUAACCUACACCUACACCACCGAUCCACGCGAUGUACCCGACGAAGCAACGGCUACCAAAAGCAGAGACACCAUUUGCACCGACCACAUGAUCAUCGCACGCUGGAAAAAAGACAUCGGCUGGUCUACCCCAGAGCUAAAACCCUACGGCCCAUUAAGCCUGCUCCCGACAGCAUCCUGUCUCCACUACGCACACGAAUGCUUCGAAGGACUCAAAGCCUACCGCGGCGAUGAUGGGAAACUCAGACUCUUCCGCCCAGACCGCAACGGCGUCCGUCUACAGAUGUCCGCGGAACGCAUCUCCUUACCCGCAGCUCCGGCAGAGGAAUUAAAGAAACUGAUCCUCGCGCUCCUCCACGUCGAUGGUGCGAAAUGGCUGCCCAAACAUCGCGCUGGAGACUUCCUCUAUAUCAGGCCGACUAUCAUCGGCUCGAACUCGCAGCUCGGUGUGCAGGCGCCCACUGAAGCUUUGCUGUAUAUUAUUGUUGGAUAUAUGCCGCGCUUAGAUAUGAUGCAAGGUGGGAAGCGCUUGCUCACCUCGCCGCAGGAUAUGGUGCGCUCUUGGGUUGGUGGGUUUGGGUAUGCGAAGGUUGGAGCGAACUAUGGUCCCUCGGUCCUUGCUACGCAAGAUGCGGCGAGUCGGGGCUUCCAUCAGGUUCUUUGGUUGUAUGGUGCUGAGGGGGAGUGCACAGAGGCUGGAGGGAGUAAUUUCUUUUUGUUAUGGCGACGGAAAGAUGGGAAGAAGGAGAUGAUCACUGCGCCGUUGGAUGAUCAUCUCAUUUUGGAUGGCAUUACUCGUCGAAGCUGCAUUGCUUUAGCAAGAGAGCGACUUGGAGAUGAACUCGAAAUCACGGAGCGAAAGUUCACGAUUGGUGAAGUGUUGGAGGCCUCUAAUGAGAAUCGACUUUUGGAGUCAUUUGCUGCGGGAACGGCGUGGUUUAUCACCCCUAUUUCACACAUUCGUCACAGAGAACACGAGAUCGAUAUUCCCAUGGGGCAAGGCGAUGGACCUGGCGAUAUUACCGGAAAGAUGAAAGAUUGGCUCGGCGAUAUCAUGUACGGUCGCACACAGCACGAAUGGGCAACUGUAGUGUCAGAGAGAGAGUAG
Messenger RNA from Penicillium concentricum, 1158 nucleotides. RefSeq names its product Aminotransferase class IV. Gene Ontology annotation, cellular component: mitochondrion. Gene Ontology annotation, molecular function: branched-chain-amino-acid:2-oxoglutarate transaminase activity. Gene Ontology annotation, biological process: L-valine biosynthetic process; L-leucine biosynthetic process. NCBI's taxonomy places the organism in Eukaryota, Fungi, Ascomycota, Eurotiomycetes, Eurotiales, Aspergillaceae. The coding region runs from base 1 to 1158 and encodes 385 amino acids. The record is from RefSeq and is a predicted model, not a curated record. The transcript has 2 exons.